UUUUAAGUAAUUCAGUUGCUGAUGCUUUAUCUUAUUGUGAAAGAGAAUUAGAGCUUAAAGAAUUCAGGGGAUGCGAGGCAAUUUGCAAUUUUAUUAAAAUUAUGAACAACGUGUUUGAUAUUUUUAAUAGUAGAUCCCUAAUUCCUCCAGGUUUCAAAAAGGCCUUGUGUGAAAAAAAUGUAACACCUACUGAAAACUUUAUCAACAAUGCAAUUGAUUAUAUUUCCCAGUUAAGGUUUUUUGAUGGUGAAUUGCUUAUAAAUUCAAAAAGGAAGACUGGUUUCUUAGGAUUAAUAAUAUCCUUGAAAAGUGCAUUAGCUCUGUAUAAUGAUUUAAUAAUGGACCAGAAAAAUUUAUUGUAUCUUCCCCUCUAUAAAGUGAGCCGGGAUCAUUUGGAUCUCAUGUUCAGCUCUUUACGAGCUAAACGCGGCUGGAAUAACAAUCCUACCAGUUGGCAAUUUACUGCUGUAUACAAAAGAUUAUUGGUGAGGGCUGAGAUUCGUGAUGGUGGAUUAGGAAAUUGUAUCGCACUUGAUUCUAUCAGGUUCUAGUAGGUUUAAAAAUCUCGAUUCAAAUAAUAAUGCGAUAAAUGAAUCAAGACUUGAUCUUACUGAGGACAAUCAAACUUACGAUUUACAGAGAAUCGGAGCGAUCAUGAAUAUAUAAUGAGUACUAAUGUAAUUCAUUGUUCACUACAAAUUGUCACUGGUUUUGUAGCUCUGCAACUAACUAGAACAAUUAAGUGCGAAAAAUGUUUAGGAGCUUUAUGAGGCAAUGAAGAAAAUGUCCUAACUUCUUUAAUAUCAAAAAAAUACCCUUCCAAGGACAUUAUAGAAAUUUGUAAAGUUUCUGAACAUUUUUUGAGAAUCAACGAGAACCUUGACAAAAAAGAAUUUUUUGAUAUUUUUAAAAACAAAAUAAGGUUCAAUUGUAUUGAAAAUAAUUAUUUUAGUGAAUUGAAAGAUCACAUUUUAAAUUGCAAUAGCAACCACAUAUAUUUUCUCACAGAAUCUGUUAUUUCAAAAUACCUCAACAUUCGUAUACAUUUUAUAACAAAAAGAAGGUCUGAAAUAAUAGAUCCUAUUCGAAAUCAUCUCCAAAAACCAUAAUAUUUAAGGGUCAGUAAUUCUGCUUAUUUUAGAUGUACAUACUUAUAUUAGUUAUAUUUGUUUGUUUGCUUAGUUAUUUUCAAUAUACAAUGUUUAUUUUAUAUUUUUUAUAUUGUUUAUUUAC
Molecule: messenger RNA, 1233 nt
Organism: Ceutorhynchus assimilis (cabbage seed weevil)
Lineage: Eukaryota; Metazoa; Arthropoda; Insecta; Coleoptera; Curculionidae
Source: the annotation of a GenBank genome assembly